UAGCUGGUACUCUGGACUUUGACCUCGCUCCUUUGGAGAACUCACUGAACUGUCUUCCCCGUUGCUUUCUUCUCUCCUACCCCCACUUCCUGCUUUGGUUGACCGCGCGGGCCGCGAGCCGCACCUGCAGGCACGCGUUUCCCAUUGGUGACAUCUUGGCGGGCCCGGCGGCGGCACUUCCUCCUCUGUACCCCGUGACCCACGUCCGGCCGCCGGCCUAGAUCACGCGGCCUCCGCUCCGGUACUUCGGACCCGACGGCCUAGACCGGGCGUGGUUAAGAACAAAAAAGAUGCACCUGGACUUUCCCCGGAGCCUUCUGCGUUUUUAAGCGUCGGGUGGAAUUUGGGGUUCUCUGGCCUGGAGCCGCGCUUGCUUGAUGAAAGUAGAAAUCAGCCCUAUCUUCCUCAACGGACAAUUUGUUACCUACUUUGAGUGUCUUCCACUGAAGGCAUCCAUUGUUCCUUGAGAAACUGGUGUCUCUGUGGCCCAGGCUAUCCUCAAAUUCCUGGGUGUAAGUGAUCUCACAUCUUAGCCUCCCAAAUGCUGGAACUACAGCCACAGAAACCUGUGCCCAAGCUUGUCUGACAUCUGCCUUGUCAAGUGUCCAUGAUGCUGGGCCCUGAGGGAGGUGAAGGUUUUGUGGUCAAGCUCCGUGGCCUGCCCUGGUCCUGCUCAAUUGAGGACGUGCAGAACUUUCUCUCCGACUGCACGAUUCACGAUGGGGUUGCAGGUGUCCAUUUCAUUUACACUAGAGAAGGCAGGCAGAGUGGUGAGGCUUUUGUUGAACUUGAAUCAGAAGAUGAUGUAAAAAUGGCCCUGAAAAAAGACAGGGAAAGCAUGGGACACCGGUACAUCGAGGUGUUCAAGUCACACAGAACCGAGAUGGAUUGGGUAUUGAAGCACAGUGGUCCAAACAGCGCCGACACUGCCAAUGACGGCUUCGUGCGGCUUCGGGGACUCCCGUUUGGAUGCACAAAGGAAGAAAUCGUUCAGUUCUUCUCAGGGUUGGAAAUUGUGCCAAACGGGAUCACAUUGCCUGUGGACCCCGAGGGCAAGAUUACAGGGGAGGCCUUCGUGCAGUUUGCCUCACAGGAAUUAGCUGAAAAGGCUCUAGGGAAGCACAAGGAGAGAAUAGGGCAUAGGUAUAUCGAAGUGUUUAAGAGCAGUCAGGAGGAGGUUAGGUCAUACUCUGAUCCGCCUCUGAAGUUCAUGUCUGUGCAGCGGCCGGGGCCCUAUGACCGGCCAGGCACAGCCCGGAGGUACAUUGGCAUCGUGAAGCAGGCGGGCCUGGAGAGAAUGAGGUCUGGUGCCUACAGUGCAGGCUAUGGGGGCUAUGAGGAGUACAGCGGCCUGAGUGAUGGCUACGGCUUUACCACCGACCUGUUUGGGAGAGACCUCAGUUACUGUCUCUCAGGAAUGUAUGAUCAUAGAUAUGGAGAUGGUGAAUUCACAGUGCAGAGCACCACUGGCCACUGUGUCCACAUGAGGGGGCUGCCCUACAAAGCAACCGAGAACGACAUUUACAACUUCUUCUCUCCACUCAACCCUGUGAGAGUCCAUAUUGAGAUUGGCCCUGAUGGUAGAGUGACGGGCGAAGCAGAUGUUGAGUUUGCCACCCAUGAAGAAGCUGUGGCAGCUAUGUCAAAAGACAGGGCCAACAUGCAGCACAGAUAUAUAGAACUCUUCCUGAAUUCAACAACAGGGGCCAGCAAUGGGGCUUAUAGCAGCCAGGUGAUGCAGGGCAUGGGGGUGUCAGCUGCCCAGGCCACCUACAGUGGCCUAGAGAGCCAGUCAGUGAGCGGCUGUUACGGGGCCGGCUAUAGCGGUCAGAAUAGCAUGGGUGGAUAUGACUAGUUUUGUAGUAACAUUUGAGUUAUUUCAAUCAAAUUUUCACAGGCAGCCAACAAGCAGUGAAAAGCAAUUUAUAACUAGAGGAAGCUGUGGGACCCAUUUUGCACCAUGAGUUUGUGAAAUCUGGAUUAAAAAAUUACCUCUUCAGUGUUUUCUCAUGCAAACUUUUCUUCUAGCAUGUGAUAUUGAGUAAACUAAAAACUAUUUUCUUCCGCUUUUCUUGAUUAACAUUUUGGUAGUAUACUUCAGAGUGAUGUUAUCUGAGUUAAAGUAGUUUUAAGUAUGUUAAAUGUGGAUCUUUUACACAACACCACAGUGAACACAUUGGGGAGAUGUACUUUUUUGGAGAACUCAAAGGUGCUAGAUCCCUAAUUCAAAGAGAAACAUUUCUCAUGUUUGUUUGUUCUAUUUUUUUUCUUCUUCAUUUAAAAUUUUUAGGUUAAGAUUAAGCUUUUUAAAGUUAGUUUUGAGAACUGAGACACAAUACUAAUACUGUAGGAAUUGGUGAGGCCUUGACUUAAAGCUUUCUUUGUAUUGUGAUUUCCUUUUGGGUGUAUUUUGCUAAGUGAAACUUGUUAAAUUUUUUGUUAACUAAAUUUUUUUCUUAAAAUAAAGACUUUUUCACAAUGA
Sciurus carolinensis (gray squirrel) is the source of this 2482-nucleotide messenger RNA. RefSeq names its product heterogeneous nuclear ribonucleoprotein F (gene Hnrnpf). The transcript has 5 exons. Lineage: Eukaryota; Metazoa; Chordata; Mammalia; Rodentia; Sciuridae. Gene Ontology annotation, molecular function: RNA binding. The record is from RefSeq and is a predicted model, not a curated record. The coding region runs from base 608 to 1855 and encodes 415 amino acids. Gene Ontology annotation, biological process: regulation of RNA splicing. Gene Ontology annotation, cellular component: ribonucleoprotein complex; nucleoplasm.